CUGGAUUAAUGGUCGCUAUCUGGGGCACGGGGCCAACACGUCUAGCCAGCUCGAAGUGCCACGACUUCACAGUGGACCACGGAUCCUCCAGCGGAGUGCAGGGGAGCUCUGAAAAAGGCAACUUAGCCAGAUAUCCGGGCAGAUCGGUGGCUUGCAAAGGGAGACGUUGCAUCUCCUUCUUAUUUGAGAAGAAGCCGACUUAGCCACGUCUACGAGGACAACUAUGGAUAUCUACGACCCCCAGACCCUCGGCAUCAUGGUGUUUGGUGGAUUCAUGGUGAUCUCCGCUGUGGGGAUCGCACUUGUCUCCACUUUUUCAAUGAAGGAGACCUCUUAUGAAGAAGCUCUGGCCAAACAACGCAGAGAGCUGGGCAAAAUCCAGUCCACUCGCGCAGAGAAAAAAAAAAAGGACAAAACCUCUGAGAAGAAGAGCCGCGGGAAAAAGAAGGAAGAGAAGCCCAAUGGAAAAAUCCCUGAACCGGAAAAAAGUCAGGAGGAGUCUGAGGCAGAUUCUGAGUCUGCGUCUGCUGCUGCUCCAGAGCCAGAGCCCGCAGUUGUUCCCAAAGCAGCCGAGCAGCCCCAACCCGCACCUGUCGAAGUGGCACCUGCUGCACCUGCCCUGGAUGAACCAUCACCUGCCCCCUCUCCCAAAGACAAGAAGAAGAAGAAGGUGGCUAAAGUUGAGCCGGCAUCUCAACCCACUGCUCCCAUCAAACCCACCUCCACCCCUGCGCCAGUUUCUGCCCCCGCCCCAUCCAAAUCUGCCCCCACCAAGGCCACACCUGCACCUGAGGUAGUUAAACCUACCCAGGCUACUGUCAUCAAGUCUUCUGCUCCCGCCCCUGUUAAAGCUACACCACCCCAGUCCGCCAAAUCUGCCCCUACAACCACCAAAUCUACCCCCGCUCAGGCUAAAACUGCCACAGCCCCUGCUAAGACUGCCCCAGCCCAGAGCAAACCUGCACCAGUUCUGGAGGCAGUGACUAAAGAUGUUCCCGUCAUGGCUGUACCUCCAGUGGGGUCACAGCAAGCUCCAGCUCCUAAUGCCAAACAACAGGAACCAAAGAAGAAGGCCUCCAAGAAGAAGUCUGAGCCUGCAGCGACUGUGGAUUCAACUGAUGCUCCACUGUACCUGCCCUACAAGAGUCUAGUGUCCACCAUCAGCAGCAUGGAUUUCAGUGAGGGAGAGGCUCAUAGGCUCAUCGAGAUUCUGUCUGAGAAGGCAGGCAUCAUCCAGGAUACAUGGCACACGGCCACUCAAAAAGGAGAUCCAGUGGCAAUGCUGAAAAAGCAGUUGGAGGAGAGGGAGAAACAGCUGGCUACUGAACAAGAAGAUUCCUCUGCAGCAAAGAACCGACUUCGGGAGCUCACCAAGGAACUGUCAUCGGAGAAGUCUAAAGUAGCUGCUGUGGAGACACGACUGAGCAGCCAACUCAGUAAACGGGAACAAGAGAUGAUCGCUCUGCAGGCUCGUAUGCAGGCCAGCUACCAGGACCACCUCGCCCAAACCCAGAGGCUCAAUGCCAAAAUUCUGAGUUUGCAGGAUCAACUCGAAAAGGGUCCCAACGCCCAGCUGGCCCGACUACAGCAAGAAAACACUAUUCUCCGUGAUGCCCUUAAUCAGGCCACAAGUCAAGCUGAGAGCAAACAAAAUGCGGAGCUGGCCAAACUGCGCCAGGAAUGUGCCAAACUCACCAAAGAGCUGGGAGAGAAGGCUGAGAGUCUGCAGGCCGAUGAACAGGUCAAGAAGAGCCUUGAAGCCAAGGUCUCUGCAGCUGAGAAGCAACUGUCAGUGAUGCAGGAAAAUCAUGCAGAGAGUGAGCAGGCCUUACAGAAGAAGCUGGAGGAGGUGUCUGAGGAGCUGAGGACCACACAGAGUAAAAACAGCAGUCUGCAGACUACACUGGAGCAGGCUCAGCAGGACAACGGUGCAGUCUCAGAAUUACAAGCCCGUAUUGGUGAGUUGGAGGCCGAUAACAGGGAUCGCUCUGGCCAGGUGGAGGCUCUCAAUGCUCAGCUCAAAGAAGCACAGUCUGAGAAGGAGAAGCUCGAGCAGCAGGUGUCCACCAUCACCACACUGCUGGAAGCUGCUCAGAACAAGGGGGAGGAGCAGAGCAGUCAGGUCAGUUCUGAAGAUCUGGAACAGUUGAAGCAAAGUCUUCAAGAAAAAGACACUGAGUUGAAUGGGCUUCAAGAAGAGCUACAGAACUUAAAAUCAAAGCAGGAAACAGCUGAGAACACUAUUGCUGAACUACAGAAAACUAAAAAUGAGGAUACCACAUUGGUUGCAUCUUUACAGGAUGAAGUUGCAAAACUAACAGAACAACUACAGAAUACUCAACAACCAGAUACCUCCACUGAGCUGGAAACACUACAGAGCAGUUUGGCUGAGAAAGAAUCCAUCAUUACAACACUAGAAGAGAAGCUCAAAGAAGUUGAAGAGAAGACCUCAUCUGAUGAAAGCACAACAUCUCAGCUAAAAGAAUUUCAAACUGAAACCAAAGAAACACUACAGAUGCUCUUCCCACAAAUACCUCUAGAGGCAGAGCAGGACAACUGGCUUCAGGUCUUCACACAAAAAGCCCAGGAAGUCCUCAGCCAGCCGAGCCAAGAUUCACAGUCAAAUACAGAAGUGCCAGAGCUAUUGGAAAAACUGAAGGAGGCAGAGGAGAGCCACACUUCACUACAAACUGAAUGUGAACAGUAUAGAACAGUCUUGGCUGAAACAGAAGGAAUGCUGAAACAUCUACAGAAAAGUGUAGAGGAGGAAGAGACUGUGUGGAAAUCCAAAAUGGCAGCCUCAGAGGAACAGCUGAAGAUGGCAUUAGAGAAAGUCCAGAUGCUUGAGACAGAAAACCAAAGUACUUCACAGAUGAAGGAGCAGAUUGCACUACUGGAAGCACAGCUGGAAAGACAAGGAGACAGUCAGGAGUCCUCUGAGGAGCUGGAACAGGUGAAACUGCUGUUGUCAGAGUGUCAGAGCCAGUUGGAAGAUGCCCAAAAGGAGGUCCAGGUUCAUAAGGAGGAGCUGACACAGAUGCGACAGCAGCUGGGCGAGGCUACAGUCUCAGGCCAACAGGAGCAAAAUGGCCCCUCUGAGGUUCAACACUGUCAGGUACAGCAGGACUUGAGCCAAACCAGUGACAAGCUGCAGGAGGAGUCAGCCCAAAGACAACAACUGACAGAGGAGUUUGAACAAGCACAGAAGACUAUUGCAGAUCUCCAGGCUGAGCUUGAACAUCUGAAGGACUCGACUGAGACUGCUGAGGAGGAAAAUGUUAACGAACUUAAGGAGCGCUUGGAAAAGGAGAAAAAGCUGUCUAAAGAUCUGGGACAGGCAGCCACCAAACUUCAACAGCUUCUUAAGGCCACUCAGGACCAGCUCAGCAAAGAGAGAGAAACCGUGAAGACUCUACAGGGACACGUGGACACCAAUGGAGACAGAGUUGAGCUCAAAGAAGGAACAUCGGUCUGAGAAGAGGGCCAUCAAAGACACUACACAAAAUUGCCAAAUAUGCCUUAUUAUUAAUAGUUUAUGCAUUCCAAAGCUUUUCCUGUGCUUUUGUUAAAUGUGUUUAUUGUAGGAAUCAUGUAUGUGGUGACAAUGAAACAUUUCAGAAUGAAAGUGGAGAUGAAAACACUUUAUCCAAACUGAGAAUUGCAUUCCAUUUCUGGCCAUGUCAGAAUAGCCAGAAGUUAUCUAUUCCCAGCUUUUUUUAUUAUAACGUCUCGCCUAUAGUUCAGUGUUAAAAGGGAAAAUGCGUGUGCGUUAAACGUACAUCAACCUGUGCAAUUAAUUUCUAUGUCUUUUUUAUGUUAAUUACUGGGAACUUUUUAUGGUUCUAUGAGUGUCAUAUUUGUGGCAUGUAUCUGGCCACUAAAGAAAUGUUGACAUUUAUAUGAAUUAAUAAAAUAAAGUGUAGCUUCA
This is a messenger RNA of Periophthalmus magnuspinnatus, 3928 nucleotides long. It is a transcript of the gene rrbp1a, whose product is annotated as ribosome binding protein 1a. NCBI's taxonomy places the organism in Eukaryota, Metazoa, Chordata, Actinopteri, Gobiiformes, Gobiidae. Gene Ontology annotation, cellular component: endoplasmic reticulum membrane. Bases 224 to 3475 code for a protein of 1083 amino acids. The transcript has 28 exons. The record is from RefSeq and is a predicted model, not a curated record. Gene Ontology annotation, biological process: protein transport.